Molecule: messenger RNA, 3306 nt
Organism: Aspergillus mulundensis
Lineage: Eukaryota; Fungi; Ascomycota; Eurotiomycetes; Eurotiales; Aspergillaceae
Product: SAPS family protein
Exons: 4
Coding region: 1-3306 (1101 amino acids)
Cellular component (GO): nucleus; cytosol
Molecular function (GO): protein phosphatase regulator activity; protein phosphatase binding
Source: RefSeq, a predicted model, not a curated record
AUGUUCUGGCGCUUUGGGGGAUAUGCGAGUGUCUCCGCUAUCGACUCUCUUCUGGACAAACCCGAUGUCAGCCUCGAAGACCUGCUAGACGAGUCCGAGCUGAUUCAGGAACUCAAACAACUAAACACGAAACUCAUAGAAUAUUUACGGGAAGAUGAUGUUCUCAAAAAGCUUAUGGACUAUGUGAUCGCUCCUAGUCUGGUGAACGAGGAUGACGAGGAUGAUGAUGCAGACACGACCAAUAAGGAGGAGGGCGCUCAAACGAAGGAGGAUGAAUUCGAGGCCAAGGGAAGGAAGAGCGAUCUUUUCAAGGAGGCUUUGGGCUCUGAGGAUUUUGAGCGGAUGGAAAAGGAGCGUCUCAAGCGGGCCUAUGUUGCGUGUGAGAUUCUCUCAUCUGAAGUAUGGUCUAUUCUGGACUCUACCAUGGCCAACCCUGAGCAUUUGCGGAAUUUCUGGGCUUUCAUUCGGCGCCCAGCCCCUCUCGAUUCUAUCCAAGCGAGCUAUUUCACGAAGGUGAACGAGACACUUCUGGACAAGAAGACGGGGGAGAUGCUAGAGUUACUGAAGUCGAUGAACGAUAUUGUACCGGCAAUCCUUCAGCAUGUUGACAACCCCAUGGUCAUGGACCUUCUUUUGAAGUUGAUCAGCUUGGAAAGAGCUGAGGGUGGUCAGGGUAUCGUUGAUUGGCUCAAAUCGCAGGACCUGAUACCAAGACUACUCUCUUUUCUGUCAUCUGAGUGGCCAACUUCCGUCCAGACCUCUGCCGGGGAUUUCCUGAAAGCCAUCAUAACCAUAUCGGCGAACGCAACGCAGAACGACCAAUCCUGUAUCGGUCCUAACAGCCUAACUCGUCAGCUGGUAUCCGUUUCAUGCGUCGAAACUCUCGUAAAAGCGAUGUUGCAAGGGGGUAACGCUUUGACAGUUGGAGUUGGAAUCGUGAUUGAAGUCAUCCGGAAGAAUAACUCCGAUUAUGAUCCAGAGCAUUUGAAUAGCCCCGACUCAAUGCCCUCAAUGUACGAUCCUAUCUACCUUGGUACUUUACUCAGGGUCUUCGCCAAACAUAUCCCCGACUUUGUGGCGUUGAUUAGGAGCUCAAAACACACAGUCUCUGAUGGAGGGAAGAUGAAGAGUGUGGAACGAGGCCAGCUGAGUUCUGCUUGGGGCGCCAAAAUCGAGCCCCUAGGUUUUGACAGGUUCAAAACGUGUGAGCUAAUGGCGGAGUUACUCCAUUGCAGCAAUAUGGGUCUCUUAAAUGAGCCUGGUAGCGAUGAGUACGUCAAGCAAAGGGAUGCAGAGCGCGAAAGGAUCCUACGGGAAGGCGCGUUUGAUCAGAAUCAUGAAGGUGCUUCAACAUUCGGCGCUAAUGACUCGACCGCAGAUUUUGUCAACGGUUCUCUCGCGGGCUACGGGUCCCCAGAGGACUCCAGAGACUUUGAUACAUCUAAUGGGGGUGACGAAAAUUUCGAAGACGUUAGCUCAUCCGCCGUCCUUGUCGACAAGGAGAAGGGGCCAAACAGCAAAGAGGACAAGGCUGAUCCAGAGACAUCGUCUGCUGCACAGACUCCAAACACUGCUGAUGAGCAGACCUCGACUGAAUUGAAAGGGUAUGACGUUGAUGAGAACAAGGCGCCAUCAUCUGAAACUGCAUCGCCCACAGAUGAGAUCACUUCCCAAAUCAGGAAAAUGUCUCUGGAAAACACACCGGCCAAUGAUGAGAAUCAAAAACCUACCGAGUCUACUGUUCACGCAUCAGCACCAAUGUCCUCAAACCCCGACGCUGUACCCGCCCCUCUGUUUGCCGACAAGGACCAAAACCAAGAAGAUAUUCCUGUCACAACUGAUGCUCCCGAACAGGCUAAAUUUCCAGAGGCGGCCGACAAUGGCGCUGAACAGCUCCCUGCACAAGAGAGCCAGGACGAUUCCUCCCAGUCACUGCAUCCUGAUGUUCAAAUAGACACGAAUGGACAACCUGUUGUCGGCGACUAUCUUAAAAUUAUGUUUGCAGAAAACAAAGUUGUUCCAACCAUACUGGACUUCUUUUUCCGAUUCCCCUGGAAUAACUUCCUCCAUAAUGUUGUUUAUGAUGUCAUUCAGCAAGUGUUCAACGGACCUAUGGACCGUGGAUACAACCGUAUUCUGGCUAUCGACGUCUUUGAGACCGGUAAAAUUACACAGACGAUUAUCGAGGGCCAGAAGCGGAGUGACGAGACGCAGAAGGCCAAGAGGAUUCGUCUCGGGUACAUGGGUCAUCUGACACUCAUCGCAGAGGAAGUCGUCAAAUUCAGCGAGCGCCAUCCCCCAGAGCUGCUCUCUACAACAGUAAUGGACAACGUGUUAAACCCAGAGUGGAUAGAAUAUGUUGAGCAGACGCUCUCUGAGACAAGAGAGCGUGACAAUGCCAUACUUGGCGGUGUUCGACCUGAUAUUUCCGUCGGGCAUCGUCAGGGCAUGCUGGGCACUGGUCAAUCCUCAGCCCUGGCUGAUGCUGGGUUGAAUGGCAUGGCUGGCAACUCGAACUUCCAGGGGUUUGACAUGGUGAAUCAAGGAAGUGUAUCGGGUGGAGCAUUUGGUUCUGGUGGCAACUCAUUGCUCAGUGGAUUCGCAAGUUCGAGUGACGAUGAUGAAGAUGAAGAAUUGGACGAUUUAGACGACCGGCACUUAGCCGAACCAGCCGCGGAAAGCGGCACCGAGAAUGCAUCGAGCCAGCCCAUACCGAUUCUCGCUCCGCCCCCAGCUCCCCUCAGCCUUGGUCCAUCUCGGGCACGACGACAACUCGCUGCACGACUUGCGGCUCACAAACAGGCAGCCGAGAAUGCCGAGGGGGGUGAAAAUGAAGAAGGGAAGCAUGGCUCAACCGAGUUCCAGUGGCCGUCUGACAACUUCGGCCAAGGAUCUAACGAUCAUUCAUCGGAAUUUCCACCUGGUAACGCGUCGUCACCGACGUUCCCUGAGUCUGGUUUCAGUCCUGAAGAAACGUUUUCCACCGACUCUUCUGAUGAAGGAGACGAUUUCGGAGGGUCGAGGCGGCGCAAGGAGCGAGUGCCGCUUGAGGUUGACGAUGACGAUGACGAUAUGGGCGAAAUGGUAGGCCCUUCAAUGGAGUCUCACUUGCUGGACUCCGACGACGAGGAAGAUGCCAUCCUCAACGAAUCGUUGGGAUAUCCAGAACUCGGACCCGGGCAGUAUAAGAGCUUUCGGAGUUCUCGACUGGGACCCUCCCCGUUUGGUGAUGACCAGAAUGAUAGCAGUGAAGGAGAGGAUGAGGGACUAGUGGAGAUUCUGGUCCCAGGCAAGAAGCCUCAGUGA